Molecule: messenger RNA, 2989 nt
Organism: Chelonoidis abingdonii (Abingdon island giant tortoise)
Lineage: Eukaryota; Metazoa; Chordata; Testudines; Testudinidae
Source: RefSeq, a predicted model, not a curated record
UUUCUGUGUGGAGGAGACUGACGUAUAAGUUGAUGUUCGGGAGUGGGAGCAUGGAUUACGAGUUGACUGAACUGUGUAUUUUUUUUUGUGAUCUUAAAUAACUAGUGGUGUGCUCAGAGCCUGAGUGUGGGUGAUCUUUAUUGUUUUAUGUCAAAACAAAACAAAUACAUGUCUGAAAAAGACCUAACACUAUACCAAUAAAAAACCUAAUAGGCAUAACUAUGACAGAGUCCUAAUUUGUGUUGCCAGGAGCUCAACAUGCCAGUGAAAUAGGCUUUUUGAUCAUGUUGACCUGUUUGGGAGGAAAUGGAGGAGGUUGUAUUUAUAGUUCUAUCCACUUUAUAUAAUAAACACAACAAAUACAUACCUGCCACCACCAGAAAGCUAUAAAUAAGGAUGUUAGCAAAGAAAAACAUGGGUGACUUUGAACUACAUUGGACACCAAGAACCGUUUAAAAAAUAGGGAUGAACACUCGUAAGCAGGCAAAGUUGGCAGGUAGGCGAUCACUGCUUAGCUAGCGAGCUGCAAGGUACCUUACAACUAGAGUAAAGUACAAAGCACUGGCCCACCUAAGUCACGAAGAGGCCACAUGUUCCACGGGGCUUGGAACAGGCACCUGCGAAGCCUGAGACCGCAGCUGCUGGCCCCUGGGGCGGGGAGCCCCGACAGCCUCCUCGCUGAGCGCCCAACAGGCCGGAUGGGGGCUGGGUUCCCCAAGGUGAGACAGGAGCCCGCACCUCCCAUCGAGCUUUGCGGCUGGGCCGUGGGCAGCGGUGGGCUGGGCUCGCCCAUCGCUGCAGUGGGAGGCUCUGGCCGGAGGAGUCCGCCCAGCAGCGGCAAGAGGAGGCGGAGCUCGCCCGGUCAGUCCAGGAGGUAUCGAGCCGCUGCUAACGUUGUUGGGGCGAAGGAGGGAGCGCGCCGGCCCAGCUGCAGCUGCAGCCGUUGUCACUGCGCUUCCCCCACAGCCGUUACCUCACCUGGCGGACUCGAACCAGAGAGUCCCGCCGCUGUUAGCGGAUCAUCGCACGAGCGUGGCCUGCACCAUCGGCGGCCCGCCCUUUUCCACUCUUGCCUUCUCUUCAUUGGUCGAGCAGAAUCUCUCAUCUCCGCGAUUGGUCCAGGAGGACUUGGUUUGUGCCUACGUGGAGCCCUCAGAGAUAAAACACCGCCCCAGGUGCCAAGUGAGACAGAGGUUGAAGAAUAUCAAAAUAGGAAAGUGAUUUUGGACUCAGAAAGGAUGGGAAGAAAGGAUGCGUCUGCUGCAAGAAUUCCUGUUGAGCAAUACAGGAAACAAAUAGGAAAACAAGAUUACAAGAAAAGCAGGCCAGUGUUAAGAGCAACAAGAUUAAAGGCAGAGGCCAAGAAAACUGCACUGGGCAUAAAGGAAGUUGCCCUUGUCCUUGCAGCUAUACUGGUAUUUUUGUUGGCUUUCUACGCUUUCUUUUAUCUUAAUCUAUCAAGUGAAGUUGACCUUGAUCUGGAUCCAAAUGAAAACUAGCAGAUGCAAUGUAUCUAUCCUAUCAUCAGAUUCUCUUCAGGAAAAGCAACUACCUUGAACAACACUGCUUGGGGACACACAGUUCUAAUGCAUAAUAAUACUAUGCAAUGUCUCAGUCGCUCUUAAAAUUCAUAUCUGCAGAAGAGACAAAGAAGACUCGUGCAAUGCAAGCUGUGAUAUCUCAUCUAGAAAUGCAGAAUACACCAGCAUCUCCAACAUAUGUAUGAAGAGGAAAUAUUAUACUUAUACUUAUUUCUCAUUCUCUAAAUUGUGACUCUUAAAGUCACCAAAUCCCCCAAAUCAUACAUUCUUAGUAUGUGUAGUCCAGUAAUAUUAUAUAUGCCACCAAAUGUGUAGCAACAUAUAGCGCUUGGAGUGAAGCCUUUUAUGACAUGGCAUUCCUUUCAGUGUAGUGAAAGGCAAUCACAAGCUGGCAUUUUGGAUGUGACAUGCCUGUCACUUCACUGAGUGCCAUACCACAUGUCUCAAAAUGCUGCAGUCCUUUCUUUCAUUUUGCAUGAGCAUUUUCCAUUAACUCACAGGAUGUUGUAAGGAUUAUGUAGCUAAUGUUUGUCCAGUGCUUUGUAUGAGACAUGCAAUAGAAGUGCUAAGUAUGUUGUAUUGCCAUAUGUAUUGUGUUCUGAAAUGGUUAAAUGAAAAGAAGAAUAUUUCUAAUUUAAAAUAGUAACUUGAAGUUAUUAGAACAAGAACAUUUCCCAUAUUAUGUGAAUUACAAGUAAAAACCAAACUACAUCUGUGGAUGAAUGAAAUCUAUGUGUUGGUUUAUGGACCAGAAGACCCCUAGAUUAGAAAGUAUCUCAAAUCUUCUUUAUGUUCUCAAGUGCUGCAUUUUGCAUUUGGCUAUUUUUCAUUCAGGUGACAGACAUAACCAGAGAGUUGCCUAUCGCUUAGAAUUAGAGAGUUGCCUAUCGCUUAGAAUAUCUGAGAUUCAUGCCCAGUGCACAUGGGAAUACAUGGAAAAUAUUGCAGCAAAUACAUGGAAAAUAUUGCACUUGUGUUUUUAGUCCACUAGUUACAGACGGGUUUGUUAGUAGCAGAUAUCCCAGCUUUAGUCAAACUAUCCACCUGUUCUGUUUUUUAAUUUAUAAACACAAAUGCAUUAAACAUAGGGCCUGAGUUGGGUCUUGCUUGCACCUCUUUUCAUGGACUCCUUUAACUUCAGUGAAAUGACUCCUGCUUACUCCUAAUUACUCACACUAAUGUGAGAUCAAAAUCUGGCCUGUGAUUGUCUCCCUUUUGGAGCACAGCAGGUAUCCAUUCUUGAUAUAUUUAAAUGAAGUUGCUUUUAGCUCCUCAAAUGCAUGCUAGGUGUGCGCGCAUGCGCACUCUCUCUCUCUCUUUAAUGAUGAUACCUAUGUAUGUAUGUAUCUGAGAGCAGAACCAAUCCCAUAAUUUUUUAGGUCAUUUGUCUUUUUGUAACUGUAGCUCAUGGAUUAUUUUAAUAAUAAAAUGAAUUUUUAAACUUUGAA